Messenger RNA from Cylindrotheca closterium, 1353 nucleotides. Lineage: Eukaryota; Bacillariophyta; Bacillariophyceae; Bacillariales; Bacillariaceae. The record is from the annotation of a GenBank genome assembly.
AUGUGGAUUCUCAUGCGCUUUUGGAUGUUGGUGCUCCUCGGAAAGGCUCUUGUUGUCAAUGGUGAUGACUUGAAUGGCUGGUCCUCCUUAUUGUCCAAGACAGAAAGCAUGACGACAAUGUCUUGCACGGAUGCUGCCAAUGCCAUUCAGCAGUUCGUCAAGGAUGCUCGGUUAUCGGCGGCAAGGUCGUUGGCACAAACUCUACCGCCAACCUGCGAAAAGCAGGUGUCCAAAGCAUACAUUCAAGAAGCGGAUAUGCUACUAGAGAUAUUAGAAAAAGAAGAAGACGGCUUUCAACAGUUACUCACGCCAUCGUUAAAGUCGGAUCGCGCACAAGCUACGAUUGAUGACGCUUGGAUAUGCAGCAUUGUGGAUAUCGAAACACUGGUAGUGGGUGACUAUUGGGAAAAGUGCUGCUCAAGUCUUUGGGAGUACUCGUCUCCCAAUCGGUCGCCUGAGCAACUUGGCGAAUGCUUUCCAGACGGAAUACCAGUCUGCUGUGAAUUCUUUGAAGGUUCACCAUCCCAUUUGCGGUUGCCAGUUCUGCGAGAACUUGCUAUUCGAUUACGACUCACCUUUGACGAUUAUGAAAUGCGAUUCAUUGCACUAGAACAAGAUGGCUUCUUACGCCCAUUUGAUGUGUCAACAGUCCAGUGGCCUGCAGGGUAUUUCCUUGCCCUUUGCGUUGCCGCUCCGGUCAAAUGCGGCAUUCCCGAACUUGAAUCUAUCCUGACGAAGAGACCGGCAAAUGAUCCCAUAGCCAUUGAACUUGGAUCUGGUCUUGGUGCCUCUAGUAUAGCCUUGGCCAUGGCCACCUUGACAUUGAACUCUGAAGUUGAACAUUCAGGGCCACCACUUGUCAUUGCGACUGACAAUUCGUUGCGGGCCUUGGCGCUAAAUACGGCAAAUAUCGCUGCCAAUAGUUUGACGGAAGCCAUCAAGGUUCAAAGAAUGGACCAUUUUGAUAUGGAUCAAGUGCAGCAGUUGAAACAAUCACACUUUGGUGAAAGCUCUGAAGAAGGGUUCUCCUUGGUCCUUGGAUCGUCCCUCUUGUCCUUCUUUGUAGACACUGAUCAUCCAGACGCACCACUAUGGCAAACACUGGAUAUUUUACUACAUUCCGAAGCCGAUAAACCACCAGCAUUGGCGCUUUUGGUACAUAGCAAAGUCGAACCAGUGCACCCACCAAGUGACGGCACAUUUCGAUUAGUUCGACGGAUUUCAGGGGAUAUUUUUGAGAUGCGGACUAGAAGUGCAGCUUCAUCUGACUUUGAGCUAUCCAUUUUUGAGAGAUGCGAUGACGGAUGCCGUGCUUCCGAGCGAACGAAAGCCUCUGGCGAGGGUGAAUUGUGA